UUCUAUACCUAUAUUCUAAAGUAACCCGCUCCUCUUCACAAAAUAUCGCAUCUUAAAUUGAACUACCAGAUUUCAUGGCGUUCUCAAAUUUUGCUUAAAUUUCAGGUUGUUCAUUACAACAAUCUGCAAUUCGCCUCAAAAGGAGAACCUCCUCCCAUAAUUAGCUCUUCCCAGGCUUUAGCACUUGUUAUGGAUCAUAAUAUUGAAGCAUCUGUUGAAGAGGUUAAAGAGAGUUUUACAAGUUCAUCAAAUCGAAAACAAAAAAUAUGUGAAGCAUGGGAUUUUUGUGAGAAGUUGCCAAGGGAUAUAAAUGAAGAUAACAUAUUACGAUCAAACUGUAAAACAUGUGGAUUUGUGUUGCUAACUGACUCGACUUUGGAAACUUCAAAUUUAACUCGACAUCACUCGAAACACCAAAAAAAGGCAACCAGUCAAGGUAAGCCAGUAGAUCAUGAACAAUAUCAUGAAAAGAUAGCCAGGGCUAUAGUUAGACAUAACUAUCCAUUUAACUUUGUGGAGCAUCAAGGGAUUAGAAAUAUUCAUGUCUUUUUGAAUCCUAGUGUUAAAACCCUUUCAAGAAAUACCACAAAAGAUGACGUUAUUAAGUUGUAUGAGAAUCAUAAAGAAACAGUAAAGGAUGAACUUGCAAGUAUUCCUUGUAGAAUAUGUUUGACAUCUGAUUUAUGGACUUCAAUCACCUCUGAUGGUUAUAUGUGUGUCACUGCUCAUUAUGUUGAUACAAAUUGGGUUUUGUUUUGCAAAAAAGAAUUUUGAUAUUUUGUCAUGUGCCUCCUCCCAUAGUGGUCCCAUUCUAGGUCCAAAAUUGAUGAAUAUGUUUACAGAAUGGGAAAAUGAGAAAAAGAUAUUUUUGAUAACCUUAGACAAUGCACGCUAUAAUGAAGGCAUUGUAGAUAGAUUGAUCGAACAUUUUAAGUUGAUCGAUUCUCUACUUUCUGAUGGAAAGUUUGUGCAUAUUCGAUGUGCAAACCACAUUUUAAAUUUUUUUGUUAAGGAAGGUUUGAAGACAAUUGAGACUUCAAUAUGUAACAUUAGGGAAAGCAUAAAGUAUGUUAAAGGUUCUGAGGCAAGAAAAAUAAAGUUUGUAGAGUGUAGUAAGAACCUUGGUUUGAAGUUGAAUGGGAAGGUACGUCAAGAUGUAUUGACGAGAUGGAAUUCCACAUUCUUGAUGCUUAAUAGUGCUAUUCCCUAUCGUCAAGCAUUUUUUGAUUUUAAGGUACUUGAUGUUGAAUUUAGAUGUUGUCCUUCAGAAGAGGACUGGGCUAAAGCUAAAAGGAUUGCUAUGUUUCUGAAGCCUUUCUAGUAAGUCACUACUUUGUUUUUAGGAAAUUACUAUCCUACAACCAAUGUAUAUUUUCAUAAAAUUUGGAAAAUCCAUAUGACGAUAAUCGAAGAGAAGCAUAUCCAGGAUCUUAAUAUCAAGGCAAUGUCAAUGGAAAUGGAAACUAAGUUUCAAAAUUAUUGGCAAGAAGACUACAGUUCGAUUGCUUCAAUGGCGGUAGUCCUUGAUCCUCGGUACAAGUUAAAACUUAUGAUUCUUGCUUCACCAAACUUGAUCCACUCACUUGCAAUGAAAAGUCGUGGUAGAGGUGAAGUUGAAAUGGUGGCUGAAAUGGUGGAUGAUAUGGAAGAAUAUGAUAUUUUUGAAAGCCAAUCGGAACUUGAUUUAGAAAAGACACAGCUAGAUUCCUACUUGCAAGAGCCCGUGUUGGUUCGCAAAGGAAAUGAAGAUUUGGACGUACUUAAAUUUUGGAGAGAUAAUAGAAUUAAAUAUUCAGAACUUUCAUUGAUGGCACAUGAUUUGUUAAGUAUUUCUAUCACCACUAUUGCAUCUGAGUCUGCUUUUAGCAUUGGAGGUCGUGUUAUUGGUAAAUAUCGAAGUUCAAUUUUACCUGAGAAUGCAGAAGCAAAGUUAUGUUCGCGAGAUUGGCUUUAUGGUCAUCAAGCUUCUACUGACUCUGAAGAGGAAGAUGACAUUGCAAUAGAUGUGGAUAAAAUUGUGACUGAAAUAUUUAAUUAGCUUGGUGAUGUGAGUAGCCUGCAGUAUGACCUCAACAGAUGCGGCAAUAGACAAAAGAAUAUCAGAAAGAAGGCUUUCAUUUUACAUUUACGUAUAUAGGAAUAUGAAAAAUGAAGCAGAUUUGUUUUCCUACUGAAUUAUUAAGAAUACAAUAGCUUUUUGUCCUCAUAAUUUGCGUGUAUCCAUAAAGAUGUUCUAAAAUAAUUUAAAAUUUCCAAGGA
This is a messenger RNA of Solanum dulcamara, 2259 nucleotides long. Its product is annotated as zinc finger BED domain-containing protein DAYSLEEPER-like. The coding region runs from base 1397 to 2038 and encodes 213 amino acids. Gene Ontology annotation, molecular function: protein dimerization activity; DNA binding. The transcript is spliced from 5 exons. The record is from RefSeq and is a predicted model, not a curated record. NCBI's taxonomy places the organism in Eukaryota, Viridiplantae, Streptophyta, Magnoliopsida, Solanales, Solanaceae.